AGCUCAGGCACGUACGGAGGCUCCCAGGCGCUUGUGCGGGACCCGCUCACAAGUUGACACGCUAAAGUUCCUUUUGUUCCGCCUAAUGGGGGCCGUGACUAUGACGAUCAUCCAGGUACCCUCUCAGACCUUACCUGAAAGAGGUCGGGCCCGUUGAACUGUCCGUCCCUGGCGAAUGCAUGGUCCCAUCAGCUACCGAAGAUCCGAAGAAAUCGACUGUUGGACACUGUCGACGGGGUCUGAUCAGGCACGCAAGGAAUCAAGGCGUGGUCCUGCACUCGAACCGGAUUGGAGAUGCCAUAGCAGCCACGGUGGUCCACGCAUGUGUGUCUCUGAGGUGGUCCAGCGCUACCCUAACAUCGGUCGCAACUUUGCUUCUGCUCUCGACUUGUGGUCCACCACUUCAUCUGUCACUUAUCGUCAAUUCGUUUAAUUACAGUCGCCCUGGACCGCUCGUACCUUCCGCUCGUUGUGAAAUUGCGCGAUGGACGCCCGCAAGCAUCGAGAUUUACCCCUCCUGUCUCGACGGCAGGUGGAAGGGCUCAUCGCGAGUGGACGCACCAUUAUCAUCGUGGACGAACAUGUGUUGAAGGUCGACGCAUGGCUGAAGUACCACCCUGGCGGUGACAAGGCCAUCAUGCACAUGGUCGGUCGUGAUGCCACGGACGAGGUUACAGUGUUGCAUUCCCCGGAAGCAAGAGAGCAGAUGAUGCGCUACCGCAUAGGCCGAGUAGAGGGACGAUGGGAGAACUUCUUACCACCAAUCCAGGGAGGGAGCUUCCGCGAUAUGGCCACAGAAACACCACAGGGCGAAGAGCAGACUUCCACCUCCAGUGAUACCGACUCGCGCGAAGCCUCACCCGUCUUUGAUGCUGAAAAGCCCCUUGCUCACCGCCGACACAACACCACAACCACCAACACGAGAGGCCACUCCUCGUCGGCCAGCUCAGUAUCGUCGCAUGACGAUGACCACAAAAUGACACCCACGGGGUUCCUAGACGCCCAAACGAAAAAGGAGAUCAGCCUGGACCUCGAUCGAUACCCGUCACUCGACAUCAAAACACAACACGAAAUUGUUGUCAAAUAUCGUCUCCUCAACAAAAGGAUACAGGCGGAAGGGCUUUACGACUGCAAUUACCUUUCCUAUGCCAUCGAGAUGGUGCGCUACGCUCUCCUCUUCAGUGGCAUGCUACUCUUCCUGAGCUGGGGUUGGUAUGUCCCGAGUGCCAUGUGUCUUGGUAUCUUUUGGCAUCAACUUGUCUUUGCCGCCCAUGAUGCAGGUCACAUGGGCAUUACUCAUGAUUUCCACAUCGACACAUGCAUUGGCAUCUUCAUCGCCGACUUCCUGGGUGGGUUGUCCUUGGGCUGGUGGAAGCGGAGUCACAAUGUUCACCACAUUGUCACCAACUCCCCCGAGCACGAUCCAGACAUCGAGCACAUGCCCUUCUUCGCCGUUUCCCACCGACUUUUGGGCAAUCUCUACCCGACGUACUACAACCGACUGAUGAAGUACGAUGCAUUUGCCAAAGUGAUGCUAUCUGUGCAGUCCAAGACGUAUUAUCCGAUCAUGCUGUUCGGCCGCUUCAACCUCUAUGUCCUCUCCUGGGAUCACCUGAUCGCCGGUCGCGCACCACGGCACGGACCGGCGUGGUGGCAUCGUUGGCUCGAGGUGGUCGGCCAAGCGUUCUUCUGGGCUUGGUUCGGGUACGGCAUCGUGUAUAGGUGCAUCCCGACGGCCUGGGACCGGGUUGUCUUCGUCAUCGUGAGCCACAUGCUGCAGGCGCCGCUGCAUAUCCAGAUCACGCUCUCUCACUUUGCCAUGAGCACCGCUGAUCUGGGGCCGGCCGAGUCCUUUCCCCAAAAGAUGCUUCGCACCACCAUGGACGUGGACUGCCCGACCUGGCUAGACUUUUUCCACGGCGGGCUGCAGUUUCAGGCGAUCCAUCACCUGUACCCUCGCAUCCCGCGCCACAAUCUCAGGCGGACCCAGAAGUUGGUGCAGGAAUUCUGCGUCGAUGUCGGUAUUCCAUACGCACUCUAUGGCUUUGUGGACGGCAACAAGACCGUCAUCGGCAAGCUCGCCGAAGUGUCCCGACAGGCAGCCAUUUUGGCAGAGUGCCAAAAGCAUGUCGCGAGUCACGAAUAG
Molecule: messenger RNA, 2146 nt
Organism: Verticillium alfalfae VaMs.102
Lineage: Eukaryota; Fungi; Ascomycota; Sordariomycetes; Glomerellales; Plectosphaerellaceae
Product: fatty acid desaturase
Exons: 2
Coding region: 485-2146 (553 amino acids)
Biological process (GO): lipid metabolic process
Cellular component (GO): membrane
Molecular function (GO): oxidoreductase activity, acting on paired donors, with oxidation of a pair of donors resulting in the reduction of molecular oxygen to two molecules of water
Source: RefSeq, a predicted model, not a curated record